Rotaria socialis is the source of this 507-nucleotide messenger RNA. NCBI's taxonomy places the organism in Eukaryota, Metazoa, Rotifera, Eurotatoria, Philodinida, Philodinidae. The record is from the annotation of a GenBank genome assembly.
AUGCUUCGUCUCGUACUAGCUAUUCUUGCUGUAUUGGCUUUUGCUCAAGGGCAAAGUUGUGAAUCGCCACAAUUUCAAGUUGCUUCAUAUUCGACAAGAGAUGGAAGAUUAACUGCUGAGUCUGCAGCUGAACUUGAAAUAACUGUUAAAUGCAAAAGUGGAAAACAACCAAGUACACUUUAUGCUGAUAUUAAUGGACAAACUGUACCAUGUGCUCAAUCAAUUGCAUCACCUGGCAAAUACUUUGUCAGUAUUGCUGUUGCCUCUCACAAACAAUUAACAACUGGACGUACAACGGUGCGUUUGUAUGAUGACGAUUCAUAUUCAGCUAUGCGUAAAGCUCGUACAGAUGAAGCCGUUCGAGCUGUUAAACCAUUCGGCACAGUUGAAUUAAAUCAUCCGGGUGUAAGCUAUGGUCCGUGGUUACCUAGUGAAUUCUUUGCUGUUACAAUUUUUGGCGCUGUUUGGUGGGCUGCAUAUCGUGAAAGGUCAAUAAUUCUUGGCUGA